AUGGUGGAUCUUUCCAGCAAUCGUUUACAUGGUGCAGUUUCAUCUUCUUUUUUCCAAGAAGCUUGGAAUUUGACUAGUUUCAAUGUCUUCCGUGCUGGUUACAAUUACCUGUCAGGAUCUCUUCCAGAAGAUAUCUUUAAUUCUACCAUACUUGAAGAGAUUUCACUACCUCGAAAUUCAUUGUAUGGAGCAGUGAGUGAUAGAAUUUCCAACCUCACCAACCUGACAACCCUUGACCUCUCCUAUAACCAAUUGAGUGGUGUGCUCCCUCUCCUUCUUGGGAAGCUCUUCAAGUUGAAACACGUACUCCUUGAUUUCAACUAUCUGGAAGGUUCAUUGCCCCUAUCUCUGAUGAAUUGCACAAACCUUGUUGAACUACGUAUGGGAGCCAACAACUUGGGAGGUGAUAUCUCCAUGCUCAAUUUUUCCAAACUUAGCCAACUUAGUAAACUCGACUUGCGACUAAACAACUUCUUCGGUAUCUUGCCGAGAAGCCUCUACUCGUGCAAGUUCUUGAAAGCAAUUCGAGUGGCCUACAAUAAUCUAGAGGUUAAAAUAGAGCCUGAAAUUCUUUCAUUGAAAUCCCUGUCCUUCCUCUCACUUGGCAUGAACAAACGUUUUGACAAAUAUCUCAGAGGCAAUGAAGAUACUGAUGGGUUGCAAACGCCUUGCUGUCCUAUCAUUAGCAUCCAGUUUUUUAGGUGA
This is a messenger RNA of Rosa chinensis, 705 nucleotides long. Its product is annotated as receptor-like protein 2. The record is from RefSeq and is a predicted model, not a curated record. The coding region runs from base 1 to 705 and encodes 234 amino acids. Gene Ontology annotation, molecular function: protein binding. The transcript is spliced from 2 exons. Lineage: Eukaryota; Viridiplantae; Streptophyta; Magnoliopsida; Rosales; Rosaceae.